AUGAACUGCCUUGUCAAUUGCGGUUACAAGAGUCCAGAGGGCUCCUAUAAUAAUACCAGCACCGAAACCAAGCACUAUAGGGAAGCCUUGUAUGCUACAGCGGAGCAUAGCAACACGUUCAUCGAGGAUGCUCAGGAGAAGGAGAGAAUUUUCGAAGCCAUCGAAACAAUACCAUCAGUUCAGCACAAAGCCGAAUGGGCUUUGGCGUGGAUCAACGAUGAUAACUGUUUUGCUGAAAGAUUGGUUGCAUACGCGUGCGUGGAGGGUAUAUUAUUUUCCGGAUCUUUUUGCGCACUUUUUUGGUUGAAAAAACGGGGGCUGAUGCCGGGUCUGACAUUUUCCAAUGAGCUCAUUUCAAGAGAUGAAGGUCUCCACACUGAUUUUGGGUGCCUGUUAUAUAACAUGUUGAAAUUUACGAGACUUCCCGAGGAAAGAGUUGAAGACAUUGUCAGGAGUGCGGUAAACGUGGAAAGGGAGUUCAUCACCGAUGCCCUUCCUGUUGGGCUUAUCGGGAUGAACGCUGAGCUGAUGGGACGAUAUAUAGAGUUCGUCGCGGAUCGAUUGCUAGUGGCGCUUGGGUAUGCAAAGAUAUAUAAUAGUGCUAAUCCAUUUGAUUGGAUGACGAUGAUUUCGUUACAAGGAAAGACGAACUUUUUCGAGAAAAGAGUGGAGCGGGUGCCCAAACGUCAGUGUGGUGGUGGAGGAGGAAAGAGAGUGCGAAUAGCAUCACCAGCAGCAGAAG
This is a messenger RNA of Perkinsus marinus ATCC 50983, 742 nucleotides long. RefSeq names its product ribonucleotide reductase R2 subunit, putative. Gene Ontology annotation, biological process: deoxyribonucleotide biosynthetic process. Gene Ontology annotation, molecular function: oxidoreductase activity. The transcript is spliced from 7 exons. The record is from RefSeq and is a predicted model, not a curated record. The annotation marks the transcript as partial. Lineage: Eukaryota; Perkinsozoa; Perkinsida; Perkinsidae.